Chelonia mydas (Green sea turtle) is the source of this 4919-nucleotide messenger RNA. RefSeq names its product N-ethylmaleimide sensitive factor, vesicle fusing ATPase (gene NSF). Gene Ontology annotation, cellular component: Golgi stack. Gene Ontology annotation, biological process: SNARE complex disassembly; intra-Golgi vesicle-mediated transport; Golgi to plasma membrane protein transport. Gene Ontology annotation, molecular function: ATP binding; ATP hydrolysis activity. The transcript is spliced from 21 exons. The record is from RefSeq and is a predicted model, not a curated record. Bases 1001 to 3214 code for a protein of 737 amino acids. NCBI's taxonomy places the organism in Eukaryota, Metazoa, Chordata, Testudines, Cheloniidae.
CUGUUGAACUCAGAGGGCGCUGACACCUCUUGUUCCAGGGCAGGCGCCUCGCCGAAGAGAAGGAGGAACAAUUCUCCGUCAUCAGUGUUGAGAAAGAGGUCUCAUAAGACUAAUUUGGAUUGCUCCAGGUUGCGGGGCAACUCCUUUGCCUCCCCUAGGAAAAGCGCAGACUGGCAUGGUUUGGGCACGUGGUAUGGUGUGGGUGCCUCUGACCCUGCCCUGUACUGGGUGGGAAGGGCAGAAACACCAUACCAUUGGCUUGGUUCUGGCUUCCGGGUGUCUGUUGAGCCUGGUACCGAUGAGGGAAAUGCCGGUACUGACUGAGUUCAUGUUGUAAGCGUACCAGGCAGCCUCAGACCUCUUUUGCCUUUCGGUCCUAACCUCCCCAUUCAUCCAGCACUUUCCCAGGGCUGCGCCACCUGUGGCCCCUCUGAUGGAGCGAGCCACUGCGCCUCCAUGUCUGUUGGCACCGCACCCAAGUGCUCCCCUUCCAGUGGUGGGGGUGUAGCUGGUACCAGAAUUGGUGCGGGGAAGCUUGGCACUGGGUCCUCUUCAGCACCACCACAGUUGACUCUGCAAGUACUCUCAUGGAAGGAUAUCCGCAUCUUUCCAUAUCUUGACAACUGGUUGCUGAAGGUAGAUCCAGAGAGGGGGGUUUUCACCCACGUUGACACUACGUUGCAUUUGCUUGACAGUCUGGGACUCCUUUUAAACACCUCAAAGUCAGCCUUGGCUCCCACUCAAAAAGUCAAGUUUGUUGGAGCCUUUUUAGACUCCACAGGUCAAGAGCAUUCCUGCCAACCAACUGCUUCCAGUCAAUGCAGCAGCUCUGCUUCAGUCUGCGAUCCCAGCCAUCCACGACAGUCAGUGUGUGUCUGAGCCUGCUGGGCUGCAUGUCCGUGUGCAUGCAGGUGGUCCAGUUUGCCAGGUUCCGCCUUGACCCCCUUCGGAUGUAGCUCAGGAUGGUUUACCGCCCUGCUCUGCAUCCUCUGGAAAGUCUAUGCAAGCGGCAAGAUGUCCUACAGAUGAACUAUCAUUAAGCAAUUGUGCUGUGGUGAAUGAGAAGGACUUCCAGGCUGGCUUGCAUGUAGUUGUGAGGACUUCUCCAAACCACAGAUACAUUUUCACGUUGAGAACCCAUUCAUCAGUUGUUCCAGGCAGUAUCGCGUUCAGCCUGCCCCAGAGAAAAUGGGCCGGCCUCUCCAUUGGACAAGACAUAGAUGUCUCCCCAUACACUUUCGACAAGACCAAGCAGUGCAUCGGCACUAUGACAAUUGAGAUAGACUUUUUGCAGAAGAAGAGCAUUGAUGCCAACCCGUAUGAUACAGACAAGAUGGCAGCUGAAUUCAUCCAGCAGUUCAACAGCCUGGCUUUCUCAGUCGGACAGCAGCUUGUGUUCAGUUUCAAUGAUAAACUUUUUGGCCUGUUGGUGAAGGAUAUUGAAGCCAUGGAUCCCAGCAUUCUCAAAGGGGAGCCUGGCACAAGCAAGAAACAAAAGAUUGAUGUGGGUCUGGUUGUUGGAAAUAGUCAAGUUGCAUUUGAAAAGGCUGAGAACUCCUCUCUCAAUCUGAUUGGUAAAUCUAAGACCAAGGAGAACCGCCAGUCAAUCAUCAACCCUGACUGGAACUUUGAGAAGAUGGGGAUAGGAGGUCUUGACAGAGAAUUUUCAGACAUCUUCCGUCGAGCGUUUGCCUCUCGAGUUUUUCCACCAGAGCUUGUGGAGCAGAUGGGCUGCAAGCACGUGAAAGGCAUCCUGUUAUAUGGACCGCCAGGCUGUGGUAAAACACUGAUGGCUAGACAGAUUGGCAAGAUGCUGAAUGCCAGAGAGCCAAAGGUGGUCAAUGGUCCAGAAAUCCUCAACAAAUAUGUAGGAGAGUCUGAGGCCAACAUCCGCAAGCUCUUUGCUGAUGCAGAAGAGGAGCAAAGGAGGCUUGGGGCAAACAGUGGUCUCCACAUCAUAAUCUUUGAUGAAAUUGAUGCCAUCUGCAAGCAGAGAGGGAGCAUGGCGGGCAGCACUGGGGUCCAUGAUACUGUCGUUAACCAGCUGCUGUCUAAAAUCGAUGGGGUGGAGCAGCUAAAUAACAUCCUGGUCAUUGGAAUGACCAACAGACCAGACCUGAUUGAUGAGGCCCUGUUGCGACCUGGGAGAUUGGAGGUGAAAAUGGAGAUUGGUUUGCCAGAUGAGAAGGGCCGACUUCAGAUUCUUCAUAUCCACACAGCAAGGAUGCGGGAACACCAGCUGCUGUCUGAAGAUGUAGAUAUUAAAGAACUGUCUGUGGAGACCAAAAACUUCAGUGGUGCUGAAUUAGAGGGUCUGGUGCGAGCGGCACAGUCUACUGCUAUGAACAGACACAUAAAGGCCACCACCAAAGUGGAAGUGAAUAUGGAGACGGCAGAGUGUCUGCGGGUGACAAGGGGAGACUUCCUAGCCUCUCUGGAGAAUGAUAUCAAGCCGGCAUUUGGAACAAACCAGGAGGAUUAUGCAAGUUACAUCAUGAAUGGCAUUAUCCAGUGGGGAGACCCUGUAACAAGGGUGCUGGAAGAUGGAGAAUUGCUUGUCCAGCAAACCAAAAACAGUGACCGCACUCCGCUGGUUAGCGUUCUUUUAGAAGGUCCCCCACAUAGUGGAAAGACUGCCUUGGCAGCAAAGAUUGCAGAAGAAUCCAACUUUCCAUUUAUCAAGAUCUGUUCUCCUGAUAAGACAAUUGGCUUUUCUGAAACUGCUAAGUGCCAAGCUAUGAAGAAGAUCUUUGAUGAUGCAUACAAGUCCCAGCUCAGCUGUGUAGUAGUCGAUGACAUUGAAAGGCUCCUAGAUUAUGUUCCUAUUGGACCACGAUUCUCCAACUUGGUGUUGCAGGCCCUUCUCGUGCUGCUAAAAAAGGCACCUCCUCAGGGUCGCAAGCUUUUAAUCAUUGGAACCACCAGCCGUAAAGAUGUCCUGCAGGAAAUGGAAAUGCUAGACGCUUUCAGCACCACCAUUCAUGUACCCAGUAUUGCGACAGGAGAGCAGCUGAUGGAGGCCUUGGAGCUUCUUGGUAACUUCAAAGAUAACGAGCGCAGCACCAUUGCACAUCAUGUCAAAGGGAAGAAAGUGUGGAUCGGAAUCAAGAAGCUCCUGAUGUUGAUCGAGAUGUCAUUGCAAAUGGAUCCUGAUUAUCGUGUGAGAAAGUUCCUGGCACUCCUAAGAGAAGAAGGGGUUAGUGUGCUCGACUGAGCGGAGAUGGACUGUGUGCAGAGCUCAGUGGCUGGAGAAGUGACCAAGCUGGAGAAUACACUGGGAUCCGUGUUCUUCUGUUCAACAUACUGGACAAAGUGAAAUGUUCAUCUACCUUCAACAUCCCACUUGGAAUUUGCAUGUUUAGCGAAAUAAAAUAUCCCUUCUUUGCUCUUAAAUAUUCUGGUGUCUUGUGGAAUGGUCAGUCUCCUCUAGAAUACCUUGCUUCUGUUUCUGUGCACGCUAAAGUACGUUCUCACUGUUUUAUCAUGGAGGAAGUGUCCAAUGAAUUAUGAAGCUAACACUUAUGUCCAGCAUUAAAUUAAUACCACAACAUGGCACCUUUUCUGUACAAAAGUUCUACUUCUAACCUACAAUGGUGUAGUCUGCAGCUGUGUUGCAGUGUGUUUGUGAUAUCAUCAUUGUGAUGGAGAAUGCUCUCCUGUACAGUUGUCUGUUGUCAUGUGACCCAGUGGGAUUGGCUGUUGAGCCUGUGAUGUCACUUCCCCGUCCUGCCUGAUACGGUGACGGAUAGCCAGAGCUAGCUUGUCUGUGCGGAUUCCAAACACGCGGCAGUGUAGUCAUUGCCUCGGACAGCAAAGCGCAGUAAUAUAGCGGCUGCGGCCCACUUUGACAUGCACUCGGUUGGCGGCCCAGUGGGGCUAGCAGCAGUAGUGACUGCGGCUGGCAGAGGGCGGCAACGGGCAGAGUUGGGUUCCUUCCCUAGCUAGAUACGUGCACAACAAUCAUUUCUGUAAAGCUUUGAAGAAUUUUUUUAAUUUUCUCACUUAAGCAUCUUGUUUCCAUAAUGUCAGUUGAGAACCUAAAUUUUAUUAAAAUGUGGGUGGUAUUGAAGCCAGAACUGGCAUUAACCAGUAUAACUAAUCCUGCUUUCCUGAUGAGCUACUGAGAGUUGGAAAAAAUGAUCUUUCCUCUCAUCCUUUGAAAGGUAGGUAUCCAAGUUCUUUUUCCUGAGUUGUCCAGGUUCUUCAGGACCCCUUGUGUUGCCAGGGCAGGCUCGGUUUCCAUUCUUGCGCUGUGGUAAAGCAGUGUACCAAAUUUUGGCUGCAAAGCACCUGCAUGAUACUCUUUUACUGAUAACUGAGUGAGAAUUCUCUUCCCUCGUCAAUGAGCUCAGCCCGUAUUUUAACAAAGUGCAUGGAGCAUGCUGCUAUAUUUUCCCCACCCGUGACAGGGAGAGGCAAACAAUCAAAGCCAUUUGCAGGAACAUAAAGCCCAUGUGGCUUCACAAGCUGCCUAGGCAUACUGCCAAAGGCUAGCAACUCAGACACCCCUAGGGGUUUGGGAGCAACCUCCUUCUCUGCGAAUGUCCUUUGGCCCUGUGGUUGAAGGCAAACCAUUCUCUAGACCCUGCUGUGUACUUGAACCUGGUCAUGUGUUUUAGCCAUUUAACUUACCUCCUUGAUUUUUUCUUCUUUUGGUCAGUGCUGCUGUACUGUGAUUUUGUGAGUCCCAGUGACCAGUCUGCACCCUCCUAUAUUUGUGUAUGAUCUUGCGACUUUCAUUUGUCCCCUUCUUCCCCCCCAAAUCCCAGUGAAAGCGGCACACGAUGUAUUAAUUUAUGUCUCAGAUUAAAUGAUGUAAACAUUUAUUGUGGUUUUUUGUCCAAAGAGAUAUUAAGAAACAUAAAUAUUAUAUGGUUUAAAUGUAAAUCAUGGAUGCAAUAAAAAGAACAUACUUGGAA